UGAUACGUAUUUGGGCUGGGCGGCGCCUCGAGAGGAUUUAUUCUCCUCCAUCUCAAUCUGCUGCAAACCCUAGUCGUCUUCCUCCGGCCGCUCUCAUGGCGUCCAAGGUGCUUCCUCGGGAGUGCCUCCCCCGGCGCAGUCCCACCGGCAGAUUGGAGCCGAUUACGGCCUACUUUCGUGUCGACGAGGAGGGGAACUACCGCCCGAGUCGUCUUCCUCCGGCCGCUCUCAUGGCGUCCAAGGUGCUUCCUCGGGAGUGCCUCCCCCGGCGCAGUCCCACCGGCAGAUUGGAGCCGAUUACGGUCUACGUCCGUGUCGACGAGGAGGGGAACUACCGCCCGAGGUACAUCUCGGCCAAAGUCGGGCGAGUGUUCCGAGAUCUCCAGGAUCUUAAAGAAGCAGCCCGUAGAUUCUACACCAACAUCUAUUUCGGCCUUCGCCUCCUAAAGAGGCCUCUGGCUCCGCCGCCGUCUCUGACCGACGACAUAUUCCAGUUCGAGUUCGUGGUGGAUGGGCCUACACCUGUUGCACAUGUGUCGUCCCUCAAGGCUAGUACAGCAUUGGGGGAGAAAUCGUCCGGCACUGAAGCCAUUUCCUCUUCUUCUCACAAGGUUCCUGAUGAGAAGCCUGCAGAGGUGUCUUCCCUCAAGCCUACAACAUUGGAGGAGGAAUCGUCUGGCAACGGAGCCAUUUCCUCUUCUUCCUUUGGGCAACCGGAUCAGGACACUGCUAUGGCCUCACCACCAUCAGGGAACUGCCUCGCCUCGCCUUCUGGGCCAGGCAUUUGGGAACGAGAACGACGUGACUGGGGGUUCUUCUAUUACAUCAGGGUUGAUCUUAAGGGAUAUUUCCACACAUAUCCGUAUGCAGGCGGGCCGUUUCAGAGCUUAGAGCAAGUCGACAAGGCUAUGGAUUGCUAUUUUCAUCAACAUCUGGAUCCAAAUCUGUUAAUGAAUAAAGGCGGGGUUCCUUCACGAGAGAUUUCUAUAGAAAAAACGAUUUAUUGGCCUGAUGGCAGAAGGAAGAAGCAUUCCAAGUCCUAUAUGAUCCAGCAAUACCAUAAUCGAAUGCGCCGAUUACUUCUAGCUUUGGUGGAGAAGCAUAAUGAGGAUCACAGCCUUUCGGCGGAUCUUGCAUAUGAACUCAAAGAUGUUUUGCACUGCGCAACACUUUGGGAGGGGCUUACUUCAUGCUACUAUCAUCUCAAUUUCACGGUGACUAAAGGAGCUGAUGAUUCUAACGCUGGCAUUGAAAACCUUUUCUUUGCGGAAGUCCAAUGUGUGCUACAAGGAGAAGAAGAGGAAAUGUUGGUCAGCUGCUUCCGCGCGGUUGAAUCUACCGAUAAUGGAUACUGCUAUGGUUGUACCAUGGAUAGGGAUGUCAAUAUGAAGCACCCCAACAGUGCCGGUGCAUACCUAGCCGGUGAGCUGAAGGUGGGUUCACACAUAGGAUAUUAUUGUCAUGAAGGCUGGAGCAACGACUCAGACGACGAAAAUGACGUUGCUGAUAAAGCGUGUACGCCUCCGACUAUGAGGACGUCUGUCGCCGACAACAUGACUUUUGACGACGCCGACCAGUAAGAGGCCCGAGGGGCAGGCAAGCCAACAUGGAAGGGGACAAGUGGUCGGGUCCAACAAGUUCAAGACCCAAGCAGCUUUGCUGGCUCUUUACUUCUAUUGGCUUAGUCUAUGGGUUGACUAUCUUGUAAGCUUGGUUAUAUGUUGCACCUGCUUAAUGUAAAUAAACCACCGACGGCUCACACUCCUGAAUGAGCGCAUGAACCGUCGCGGGGUCGCCAAUCCCAUGACGUGGCUCUAGCACAAUGUUCUCAUUGGAUGCCGUGUUGUUUAUGAUCGUACCUCCGUUUAACUAUUGGCUGUUUGCCUGGUGUCC
Messenger RNA from Hordeum vulgare subsp. vulgare (domesticated barley), 1893 nucleotides. RefSeq lists its product as uncharacterized. Bases 96 to 1580 code for a protein of 494 amino acids. The transcript is spliced from 7 exons. Lineage: Eukaryota; Viridiplantae; Streptophyta; Magnoliopsida; Poales; Poaceae. The record is from RefSeq and is a predicted model, not a curated record.